Iphiclides podalirius (scarce swallowtail) is the source of this 1785-nucleotide messenger RNA. The record is from the annotation of a GenBank genome assembly. NCBI's taxonomy places the organism in Eukaryota, Metazoa, Arthropoda, Insecta, Lepidoptera, Papilionidae.
AUGCCUCAUGCGCACUCGAGUUCAGCGGCGAGCUCGGGCGGCGACGACCUGGGCUCCACGGAUGAGGUGAAGGUGUUCAAGGACGAGGGCGACGGGGAGGACGAGAAGCGGAGCUCCGAGAACCUUCUGGAAGAAAAGUCCAGUCUCAUCGAUUGGACCGAGAGUGAGGACAAAUCGGGCGAGCCAUACUCUGCAAAGUUAUCGGUGAAAUCGGAUUUAAGUCCUGUUUUUGGUAAAUUCGAACCGCACCCAGCAGCGAGCUUCAACAUGGGCUACCUAGUGACACCGUACCCCUACCCCAACGGUGGGGCACAUCCGCUGCCCGUCUCCAUGGCCGGCAAGAUGGGCCUUCCUGCAGGCGGCAGCCUAUCGCUGUUUUGCCCGGGGGGGGAUUUGGGGCAGCCACCCCCCGCGCAUAUGGGUAUACCUCCCCCCUACCAGUUGGAUUCCAAACUGGCAGCGGGGUUAGCGCGGACCCCCAUGUACCCCUUUCCCGGGGGUACGUACCCUUACCCCAUGCUCAGCCCCGAGAUGUCGCAGGUAGCAGCCUCGUGGCACACGCCGAGCAUGUACCCGAUUUCCUCGGCGGCCAGUGGCUUCAGGAGUCCGUACCCCACAUCCCUGCCAAUCAGCAGUUCUAGUCUAUCGAGUGAGUUAUAUCGGUUCUCACCGACCCUGGGCGGUGGUCUGGGUCUGGGGUUAAGCCCAGCACUGGUUCCAGCGCCCCCCUCCAAAGUGGACAUCUUUACGCACCAUUCGAGAUCACAGGCGGAGAAGGGCGGCGGCGGUGGCGCAAGCGAUAAGCCCAACGAGGGCUCCGCGAACGCCAACAGCAAGGAGCAGAACAAGAAACCCCACAUAAAGAAACCCCUCAACGCCUUCAUGCUGUACAUGAAGGAGAUGAGGGCUAAGGUAGUGGCCGAAUGCACGCUCAAGGAGUCAGCGGCGAUCAACCAGAUCCUCGGCAGACGGUGGCAUUCAUUGAGUCGCGAGGAGCAGGCAAAGUACUAUGAGAAAGCGAGGCAAGAGAGACAGCUCCAUAUGCAGCUAUACCCCGGCUGGAGCGCGAGGGACAACUACGGAACUGUAACCCGACACGCGAGGGGCUGGGUCACGUCGACGCUUGUGUACACUCGCUUCACCUCCGCCCCAUCCACGGAUCCGUCCCGCAUCGGGCCGAGCGAGAAUCCUCCGCUGACGUGGCACGCACUCGGCCGAGAGGAGCAAGCCAAGUAUUACGAGUUGGCGCGUCGGGAACGCCAGCUACACAUGCAACUCUAUCCCGAUUGGUCGUCUAGGGCUAAUACGCAAAGGGGCAAGAAGAGGAAACGAAAACAGGAGACAACCGAUGGAGGAAAUAAUUUGAAAAAAUGCCGAGCGAGGUACGGUCUCGACCAGCAAAACCAGUGGUGCAAACCUUGCAGGCGGAAGAAGAAGUGCGUGCGCUACAUGGAGGCGCUGGCGGCGGCGGGGGGCAACGCGCCCACCGCCCCCGCCACCCCGCACUCGGCGUGCUCCGACGAGGACGUUAAGCUCGAGGACAUGUCGGACGCGUCCAGCGACGGCGAGGCGGACACGCCGCUCAACUCGGCCUCCAGCCCGGGCGGGCUGAGCGCGCUCUCGUCGCUCGCCUCGCCCGCCUCCGACCCGCCGCCCAACCCGCCGCGCCACCCCGUCGGCACGAACCCGCGCGACGCCAACAACCCGCUCUCCGUGGGGCAGCUCACCUCGCAGACGUGGCCGCGCGCCGCGCCCCGCCCCGGCCACGAGGCGAUAUCCGUCUCG